Messenger RNA from Dryobates pubescens (Downy woodpecker), 2920 nucleotides. RefSeq names its product hedgehog interacting protein (gene HHIP). The record is from RefSeq and is a predicted model, not a curated record. NCBI's taxonomy places the organism in Eukaryota, Metazoa, Chordata, Aves, Piciformes, Picidae. Bases 589 to 2682 code for a protein of 697 amino acids. The transcript has 13 exons.
GCAGGGCGCGCGGUGGCAGCACCUCCCCGCGCGCGGCUUAAAAAGAAGAAGAAAAGAGGGAGCGAAACAUGAGAGCCCUGGUGAGCCGCCGCCGGCAGCAGCGGAGGGGGCAUCGCCCGGACCGGCCGCCACCGCCGUCCCGCCGCGGGGACACCCUUCCUAUGGGACGACGACAAGUGAAGGGCUGCCGCCACCCGCUGCCCGGCCCGCCCCGAGCCUCGGCGCCUCGGCGCGGCAGCUGCUAAACCUGUGCCACUUGCGCAACUUCGCCGGCUUCGAGCAUCCCUCCUCCCGCCCGGGGCUCGGGGGCUUGUUUCACUCCCCCCACCACCCCCCUAUCACCGCCGCCACCACCCCGUUCCUGCCUUUUCGCGUCCGCCUGUUUGGAAGCGGGGGUGACCGAAGUGCUUUUUUAACUCCGUAGGCUUUUUUAUUGCUACCGUUAUUCUUCUCCAGACUUGCCCCUUCUGGGGGAGGGAGGUGGUUUCCUGAUCUGAAGUGCAAAGAAAAGUCAGUGGGAUUCCCCUCCUUCUCCCCCCCAUCCCCCUCACCCCCCUUUUUUGGGUGCAUUCACACGCUCCCUCAGGCAUGAUGCUCAAGAUGCUGCCGUUUAAGCUGCUGCUGGUGGCCGUGGUUCUGUGCUUCUUCGAGGGGGAUGCCAAGUUUGGGGAGAGCGGCGCCCGCAGGAGAAGGUGCCUCAACGGGACCCCGCCGAGGCGGCUGAAGAAGCGGGACCGGCGGGUGCUGUCCCCGGAGGCCCCGGGCGGCGGGGAGGCGAUGUGCCGCGGCCUCUACCCGCGCCUGUCCUGCUGCUCCCGCACUGACGCGCAGGGGCUGCUGCACGCCGAGGCGAAGAUACUUUCUGUUACCAACAACACAGAAUGUGCGAAGCUACUGGAGGAAAUCAAAUGUGCACACUGCUCACCUCACGCUCAGAACCUAUUCCACUCACCUGAGAAAGGGGAAACACCUGAAAAAGAACUAACUCUUCCCUACCUGUGCAAAGACUAUUGUAAAGAAUUCUAUUAUACUUGCAGAGGUCACAUACCAGGUUUUCUCCAAACUACAGCUGAUGUUUUUUGCUUCUACUAUGCAAGAAAAGAUGGUGGUGUAUGCUUUCCAGAUUUUCCAAGGAAACAAGUCCGAGGGCCAGCUUCUAAUUCCCUGGACCACAUGGAAGAAUACGACAAAGAGGAAGAGAUCAGCAGAAAACACAAGCACAACUGCUUCUGUAUUCAGGAGGUUGUGAGUGGAUUAAGACAGCCUGUUGGAGCAGUGCACUGUGGGGAUGGAUCCCAUCGCCUCUUUAUUCUUGAGAAAGAAGGAUACGUGAAGAUUUUAAGUCCUGAAGGAGACAUACUCAAGGAGCCUUUUCUGGAUAUACACAAGCUUGUUCAAAGUGGAAUAAAGGGAGGAGAUGAAAGAGGACUGUUAAGCCUUGCAUUCCAUCCCAAUUACAAGAAAAAUGGAAAGCUCUAUGUGUCUUAUACCACCAACCAAGAACGGUGGGCUAUUGGACCUCAUGACCAUAUCCUUAGGGUCGUAGAAUACACAGUCUCCAGGAAAAAUCCACACCAAGUUGAUAUGAGAACAGCAAGAGUGUUUUUAGAAGUAGCAGAACUACAUCGCAAGCACCUAGGAGGACAGCUUCUGUUUGGCCCAGAUGGCUUCCUAUACAUUUUCCUUGGAGAUGGCAUGAUCACUUUAGAUGAUAUGGAGGAGAUGGAUGGUUUAAGUGAUUUUACAGGUUCUGUAUUGCGCCUCGACGUCAAUACUGACCUGUGCAAUGUCCCUUACUCCAUCCCACGGAGCAACCCACAUUUUAACAGCACGAACCAACCUCCCGAGAUUUUUGCACAUGGACUCCACAAUCCAGGCCGGUGUGCUGUGGACCGCCACCCAACAGACAUAAACAUCAAUUUAACUAUACUUUGCUCAGAUUCAAAUGGAAAGAACAGAUCUUCAGCAAGAAUCUUACAAAUAAUAAAGGGUAAAGACUAUGAAAGUGAGCCUUCACUUUUAGAAUUCAAACCAUUCAGCAGUGGAUCCUUGGUUGGUGGAUUUGUCUACCGAGGCUGCCAGUCUGAAAGGCUCUAUGGGAGUUACGUAUUUGGAGACCGCAAUGGGAAUUUUUUAACACUGCAACAGAGUCCUGCAACCAAACAGUGGCAAGAGAAGCCCCUCUGUCUUGGCAACACUGGUUCAUGUAGAGGUUUCUUUUCAGGCCCUGUCUUGGGAUUUGGUGAAGAUGAAUUAGGUGAGAUUUACAUAUUAUCAAGCAGUAAAAGCAUUACACAACCUCACAGUGGAAGGCUUUACAAGAUCAUUGACCCAAAAAGGCCUUUGGUCCCUGAAGAAUGCAAAAGAACAGCUCAGCCUGCACAGAUACUGACAUCCGAAUGCUCGAGGCAUUGUCGGAACGGGCACUGCACUCCCACAGGAAAAUGCUGCUGUAAUCAGGGCUGGGAAGGAGAGUUCUGCAGAACUGCAAAAUGUGACCCAGCCUGUCGACAUGGAGGUGUCUGCGUGCGGCCCAAUAAAUGCUUAUGUAAAAAAGGCUAUCUGGGCCCCCAGUGCGAACAAGUGGAUAGAAACAUCCGAAGAGUGACGAGGGCAGGUAUUCUUGAUCAGAUCCUAGACAUGACAUCCUAUUUGCUGGAUCUAACCAGCUAUAUUGUAUAGUUUCUGGGACUGUUUGGAAGCUACACUUUCAACGGGCAUUUGUUUUGAAUCCUGUCCUUUUCAAAAGACUGUGAUCCUGCAACAAAUACCGGUGAUUUGAUUUACUUCCUUAAUUUAAGUGUAAUAUCCACCAAUGUGCAGAGCGAUUCUGUGUGUGUGUAAAUAUUCCCGUACGCCUCCGCAGACGUACCGCCCCCCAGUAGGUGCACACAUACCCAUGCAGGCACUAUCACCAAUA